UCGGACAUGUGAGCAGAUAUCCAGGGAUUGAAAUAUCAAUAUUGCAAUAACUUGUCUCAUUAAAUGUUGUCACCUACACCCCCUUUGCUUUUUUUGAGAAAGCUGUAGGCAUUUAAUGCCUCCUCUCUUUCUCACCAAUAUUCACCACCACUUCAUUCUUGAUACCACUCUCUAACCACCCAUAACUUCACAUAAUCCUUUUCAACUGCACAGAAAUGGGCUAAAAAAUGACAUGGAAAGUGUUUCUUGAACUGAAAUAUGCAGCUUCUUGGCUACAAAUCAAAUUUUAUUAAGCAAGAAGAAGCCAGGGUAUUGACAAAGUACAGCCAAGUUGCUGUGAGGGUAUUAUAGUAGUUUGAGACUAUCUUUUUGGGAGGAAUUUUGGGCUCUUCUUGAUUCCAGCCAUGGUAUGUUUGAAGCAUUUUUCUAGUUUCUCUUUCCCAAUGUUUUUUCCUUUUCUGUUAUUAACUCAUGAAACUAUGGAGAAUGAGGAGUGGUGUUUUAGUUCUGACAAAAAGAUUGAUGAGAAAAGGAAAAAAAGUGAAAGUACUGACUUUUUGUUUGUGUACUUUGGUUUAACCUUAGUGGCUUAAUUUGUUUUUAACUUUGUAUUGUAAUAAUGGGCACUUUUAAGUCCUGUCUGGUAAUGUGGAAAUGUAGAUAUCUUGUAAAAGCUUUUGUGCUCCUUGUGGUAUUUUCAAGAGUUUCAGGGUUGGGAUCAAUGUCUUCAAUUGCCAUAUCUUAUGGUGAAUAUGGUUCUGUUUUCUGCGGGUUGAAGUCAGAUGGAUCUCAUCUGGUGAGCUGCUAUGGCUCCAGUUCUGCUAUAAUCUAUUCAAUUCCAGCUCAUUUCCCUUUUAUUGGUCUAACUGCUGGAAAUGGCUUUGUCUGUGGACUUCUCAUGGACUCCUACCAGCCUUAUUGUUGGGGAAGAAGCAAUUUUAUCCAAAUGGGAGUGCCUCAGCCCAUGAUCAAAGGCUCCCAAUACUUAGAAAUCUCUGCAGGUGAUAAUCAUUUGUGUGGACUAAGGCAACCCUUAAUGGGGAAGCAUAGGAACACUUCAUUGGUGGACUGCUGGGGUUAUAACAUGACAAGAAACAAUGAGUUUGAGGGUCAGAUCCAGUCUAUUUCAGCUGGUUCUGAGUUCAAUUGUGCUUUGUUUUCGCUCAACAGAAGUGUUCUCUGUUGGGGUGAUGAGAUUAGCAGCCAGGUUAUUAGCUUAGCACCAAAAGAUUUGAGAUUUAUCAAGAUUGCAGCUGGGGGAUAUCAUGUCUGUGGGAUCCUAGAGGGGGUGAGUUCUCGAGUGUAUUGCUGGGGAAGUAGCUUGAACCUUGAACAAGAAUUCUCUGCUGCUCAUUCUGCUCAACUCAAUGCUGAAUUAGUGGCUCCUAGAGAUCCAAUUCUAUCCGUUGUUAGUGGUAAGUUUCAUGCUUGUGGGAUUAGGAGCUAUGAUCGUGGUGUCGUUUGCUGGGGUUACAGUGUUGAGAAAAGCACACCACCUCCUAGCGGAGUUAGGCUUUAUGAGAUAGCAGCUGGUGAUUACUUCACUUGUGGAAUCCCGGCGGAGAUUUCACUCUUGCCUGUUUGUUGGGGCUUCGGCUUUCCCUCAUCUCUACCACUGGCUGUUUCUCCUGGAGUCUGCAAGCCUAGACCGUGUGCCUCUGGCUUCUAUGAGUUUAAUGGAAGUACAACUUGCAAGUCUCCUAAUUCCCCCAUUUGCCUUCCCUGCACCAACGGUUGUCCUGCUGAAAUGUAUCAACAGGUUGAAUGCACUUCAUCUACAAACAGACAGUGCACGUAUAAUUGUUCAAGUUGUACCUCUGUUGACUGCUUUUCCAACUGUUCCAGUCCCAUUUCUGAAAAGAAAAAUGCAAAAUUCUGGUCACUCCAGUUACCGGUAAUUGUUGCUGAGGUUGCAUUUGCAGUAUUCUUGGUGAGUGUUGUAUCUCUGACUUCGAUCGUAUAUGUUCGCUACAAAUUAAGGAACUGUAGAUGCUCAGGGAAAGGUGGUUCUAGUCCUAGGAAGAAUAUUGAGAAUGCAAAGGAAAUUGGUAAAGAUAGGGGUGAUUUUGAUGAUCUUAAGAUAAGGAGAGCUCAGAUGUUUAGUUAUGAAGAUCUUGAGAGAGCAACUGGGGGAUUCAAAGAAGAAUCACAAGUUGGAAAGGGUAGCUUUUCGUGUGUGUUCAAGGGGGUUUUGAAGGACGGUACUGUGGUUGCUGUCAAGAGGGCUAUAAUGUCAUCUGACAUGAAGAAGAAUUCCAAGGAGUUCCACACUGAGCUAGACUUGCUGUCCAGGUUGAACCAUGCUCAUUUGCUCAAUUUGCUAGGUUAUUGUGAAGAAGGUGAAGAGAGACUGCUAGUUUAUGAAUACAUGGCUAAUGGCUCGUUGCAUCAACAUCUACACGGGAAAAACAAGGCCCAGUUGGAUUGGAUAAGAAGGGUAACCAUUGCAGUCCAAGCUGCUCGAGGAAUCGAAUAUUUGCAUGGUUAUGCAUGUCCACCUGUGAUUCACAGAGACAUCAAGUCCUCAAACAUUCUUAUAGACGAAGAACACAAUGCUCGAGUGGCUGAUUUCGGGCUUUCCUUGCUUGGACCUGCUAAUAGCAGUUCCCCAUUAGCUGAGUUACCAGCAGGGACGCUUGGGUACCUCGAUCCUGAGUACUACAGACUACAUUAUCUUACAACCAAAUCUGAUGUCUAUAGCUUUGGUGUUUUGCUUUUGGAAAUUCUCAGUGGUCGGAAAGCCAUUGACAUGCAAUACGAUGAAGGGAACAUAGUGGAGUGGGCAGUCCCAUUAAUCAAAGCUGGUGAUAUAGAAGCAAUACUGGAUCCAGUCUUGAAACCACCUUUUGAUCAUGUUGAAGCUCUUAGAAGAAUUGCUAAUAUAGCGAGCAAAUGCGUGAGGAUGAGAGGGAAGGAGAGGCCAUCAAUGGACAAAGUAACGACAGCUUUGGAGCGAGCACUUGCUCAAUUGAUGGGUAGUCCAAGCAAUGACCAGCCUAUCUUGCCAACAGAGGUGGUUCUAGGAAGCAGCAGACUGCACAAGAAGUCCUCAUCAAAUCGGUCAACCUCAGAAACAACAGAUGUUGAGGAUCAGAGGUUCGUCGAAUUCAGAGCUCCUUCCUGGAUUACUUUCCCAAGCGUUGCAUCAUCUCAGAGGAGAAAGUCUUCAGUAUCGGAUGCAGAUGUUGAAGCAAAGAAUUUAGAAACUAGGAACGUCUGUGCAAAUGCCACUGACGGCUUGAGAAGUUUGCAAGAAGAAAUUGGACCAGCUUCUCCUCAUGAACACUUGUUCUUGAAACACAACUUCUAAUUAACAUAACACCAAAAACGAUGUUGAUGCAUAUUUUGUUAGUGGAACAAAUGUAUACAACUAUGUUGUGAAUUCUUGAUAAAUACAACCCCUGUGAUCAAGAAUUCCACCCUCAACCAUAGGCGAUGAGCUCUAGCUAGAUGUUUGAUCAUGUAAUUGUAAGUUCAAUUUUUUUUCUUCUUUUUGCAUUCAAUUCUGAUAAUUUGAUGUUUUCUUGGUAAACUAGAGUUCAUGAUAUCAUGGACGUGUACUGCAUCAUUCUGUUGAGGUGGAACUGGAUUCGCCUAUUCUAA
Lycium barbarum (goji berry) is the source of this 3603-nucleotide messenger RNA. RefSeq names its product serine/threonine-protein kinase-like protein ACR4. NCBI's taxonomy places the organism in Eukaryota, Viridiplantae, Streptophyta, Magnoliopsida, Solanales, Solanaceae. Bases 620 to 3310 code for a protein of 896 amino acids. The record is from RefSeq and is a predicted model, not a curated record. The transcript has a single exon. Gene Ontology annotation, molecular function: protein kinase activity; ATP binding; protein binding. Gene Ontology annotation, biological process: protein phosphorylation.